CGCAGAGAUGCUGCAAAGAGGGAGGCGGGCGGGGAGGAACUCGGUCCGCUUGCAGAGGCGGCGGCGGCGGCGAGCGCCGGGCUGGCUGGGCAGGGCAGGCAGUGAGGAGGCAGCCGGCCUGAGCCCGCCGCAGCAGAGGUCGGGGAAGGGCAGGCGGGGGCAGCGUGGCGGCGGCGGUGGACCCCAGCAUGACAGAUGAUAACCUGUCGGGCACCAGUGGGAUGGAGGUGGACGAUCGCAUCUCCUACCUGGAGCAGCGCCUGCAGCUGCAGGAGGAUGAGGUCCAGGUGCUCAAGGCGGCCCUGGCGGAUGUGCUCCGGCGUCUGAGCACCUGCGAGGAGAAUGGACUCAGCCUGCAGAAAAAGGGACCCAAUAAAGUGUACCAGCUGCUGAGGGGGCUGCCCUCCAGGCCCAGCCUGAGCAAUGGGAUUGUCCCGCCGCCGAGGAGAGGCUACUCCACCUCCCCAUCCUCGCCCAAGAGAGAGCUGCUUCCUGGGAAAAGCGGGCGCAGCUGCCCCUCUCCGGAAUGCCCCGCCUCACCCAAGCGCGAGUGUUUCAAGGACCAGAGGAGCCGCACCACCUCCUCAAGCAGCUCCUACAGCGGGAAACGCGAAGGCAAACCGAAAGAAGCCACCUUCAGCGCUGAGGAUGGUUACGUGAAGAUGUUCCUGAGGGGGCGCCCGAUCCCCAUGUUUGUCCCUGAUGCUGUCGUUGCCACCUACAGCCUGGACGCCAAGCUGGACCUGCCUCAUAAGAAGCUGAAGCUGGACUGGGUCUAUGGAUAUCGGGGCCGCGACUGCCGGGCCAACCUCUUCCUGCUGCCCACGGGGGAGAUUGUGUAUUUUGUGGCAGCCGUGGCAGUCCUCUACAACGUGGAGGAACAACGCCAGCGCCAUUACCUGGGCCACACCGAUGACAUCAAGUGCUUGGCUGUGCAUCCUGAUAUGGUAACCAUAGCAACUGGGCAGGUGGCUGGGACUUCGAAAGAUGGCAAGCCAUUGCCUCCGCAUGUCCGGGUCUGGGACUCGGUGAGCCUGAACACCCUUCACGUCCUGGGGCCUGGCCCCUUUGACCGAGCUGUGAGCUGCGUGGGAUUCUCCAAGUCUAACGGAGGCGGCCUCCUGUGUGCCGUUGAUGACUCCAAUGACCACGUCCUGUCGGUCUGGGACUGGCAGAAGGAGCAGAAGCUUGCAGAUGUGAAGUGCUCCAACGAGUCGGUGCUGGCUGCCACCUUCCAUCCUACGGAGCCAACGCUGCUCAUCACCUGUGGAAAAUCCCACAUCCACUUCUGGACGCUGGAGGGAGGCAGCCUCAGCAAGAGGCAGGGCAUCUUUGAGAAACACGAGAAGCCCAAGUACGUUCUGUGCGUGGCUUUCACAGAGAAUGGAGACACCGUGACUGGGGACUCCGGGGGCAACCUCUACAUCUGGGGGAAAGGGGGGAACCGGAUUUGCCAGGCCGUGCCAGGAGCCCAUGAAGGUGGCAUCUUUGGCUUGUGUGUGCUGCGGAACGGGACCAUCGUCACGGGAGGCGGAAGGGACCGGCGAGUCGUACUCUGGGGACGCGAUUACCAGAAGCUGCAGGAGAACGAGGUGCCCGAGGGUUUUGGGCCUGUGCGCACUAUUGCAGAAGGGAAGGGCGAUUCCCUCUUCGUGGGCACCACCCGCAACUCGGUGCUGCAUGGAUCCUUGGCUACCGGCUUGUCCCUGCUGGUGCAGGGGCACACAGAGGAACUCUGGGGUCUGGCCACCCAUCCUACCCUCGACCAGUUCUUGACCUGUGGACAAGACAAACAGGUCCACUUGUGGAGUGUGGCUACCCACCAGCCCCUGUGGAGCAAAGGAAUUGAGGAUGCGGCUCGCUCAGCUGGCUUCCACCCCAGCGGUUCAGUGCUGGUGGUGGGUACUGUGACUGGCAGGUGGCUGGUUUUGGACACAGAGACCCGUGACCUGGUGACCAUCCAUACCGAUGGAGGGGAACCCAUCUCUGUGGUCAGCUUCUCUCCAGAUGGCAAAUACCUGGCCCUGGGCUCCCAUGACAACUUUGUCUACAUCUACGCGGUUUCCGAGGGCGGCAGGAAGUACGGGCGCCUUGGCAAGUGUUCGGGUCAUUCCAGUUUCAUCACCCAUCUGGACUGGGCCUUUGACAGCAGCUGUUUGGUCACCAAUUCUGGCGACUAUGAAAUCCUGUACUGGGACCCCUCCUCCUGCCGGCAAAUCACCAGUGCCGACACCGUGCGCAACAUGGACUGGGCCACUGCCACCUGCGUGUUGGGCUUUGGGGUCUUUGGGAUCUGGCCGGAAGGUGCGGACGGCACCGACAUCAAUGCCGUGUGCCGCUCCCACGAUGGGAAGCUGCUGGCCUCUGCCGACGACUUUGGCAAAGUGCACUUGUUCUCCUACCCCUGCUGCCAGCCCCGGGCCCCCAGCCACACCUACAAUGGCCACAGCAGCCACGUCACCAACAUUGCCUUCCUCCACGACGACCGUCUCCUUUUCUCUACCGGUGGGACUGACACCAGCGUCCUUCAGUGGCGCCUCGUCUAGGGAGGAUGGCAAGCCCCCUCCUGGGGAGGUGGGAGGAGGGGCUGAACGGUGCA
Messenger RNA from Hemicordylus capensis (graceful crag lizard), 2599 nucleotides. It is a transcript of the gene EML2, whose product is annotated as EMAP like 2. Gene Ontology annotation, cellular component: mitotic spindle. The coding region runs from base 189 to 2546 and encodes 785 amino acids. Gene Ontology annotation, biological process: microtubule cytoskeleton organization. Lineage: Eukaryota; Metazoa; Chordata; Lepidosauria; Squamata; Cordylidae. Gene Ontology annotation, molecular function: microtubule binding. The record is from RefSeq and is a predicted model, not a curated record. The transcript is spliced from 22 exons.